Haliotis rufescens (red abalone) is the source of this 1063-nucleotide messenger RNA. RefSeq lists its product as uncharacterized. NCBI's taxonomy places the organism in Eukaryota, Metazoa, Mollusca, Gastropoda, Lepetellida, Haliotidae. The coding region runs from base 134 to 1063 and encodes 309 amino acids. The transcript is spliced from 2 exons. The record is from RefSeq and is a predicted model, not a curated record.
CGUACCUUGUGUUACAAAUACAUCUGAGCAUAUUCGCAAAACCACGGGGGAAACAACGACACAAUCAGAGAGGACAACAGCUGUACAGGCCAUUUUACCGUAAUCCCUGACGUGAACUCAUUGACAAGAGACGAUGCCACGAAAACUAGUGUCAGAUCCAUAUAGGGGAUGGUAUUCUUGGGAAUCUCACUUCAAUGCUGCAAUGCGUAUGAGUUCACGGUCUUUGUGGGCUCUAAAGAUGAAGAACGAAAAGGAAGACCUAACCUGCAAGAGGCACCUGGACAAAAUCACCUUUGACCAAAGGAUAGAAACAUCCGAGCAUUCCAAGAAUGUCAAGACCCUCCAACGUGAAUACAAUAAACUGAUCGCCUUCAAGAAGGUGUCCGAUAUCUAUAACUUCCAACAACAUGAGAAGCUGAAAGAAAACAGACAAGUCUCUAGUCCUAUGAAGGAGUCGAACAAUGUGUCAACUUGUAAACCUUCUAGGGACAAUAAGUGGAAGAAGAUGCUCCAGCCUCAUUUAGAUACAGCCAAACAAGAUACCCACGCUGAUGAAACCAAGAAAGAUGGGUACCAUUACUCGUAUGAUCUCUUCCCCAGCCUAACUCUGUACAAGGCUAAGGCGGGAUGCUAUCCAGGACAUCUACCACAAACUGGUACAGGUUUUCGGAGGUUACUGUCGAAGGAGAAUGGACUUCUGGUUCCAGAGAAGAUACGCUCUGAAACAGCUGAUCAAAACUGGUCUCAGACCUUAGCUAGCGUCAAGGGUAUUGUGAGGUGGAAGACUCUUAUGCAAAGAUCGAAAGAGGAAUCGGUUCAAAAGGAUGUUGCAGUGGGUCCAAACGUCGAAACUCGGGCCUCCAAGAGAUCGGUUUUACCAGGAGAUUGCAAGAAUAUAUAUGCUCUGAAGAAACUGAUGAAGAAAGAGCUAAAAGAAGCUGUGGAUUAUGAAAAUAGGAAGAGAAUAUUAUUUCCAUCUGUAUCAAGAAAGGCGCCGUUUAAAGCGAACUGUUGCAGCAAAUUUGGAGACGUGACCACCAUGAAAGUGUUUUCAAUGAUAUAA